Symbiodinium sp. CCMP2592 is the source of this 1188-nucleotide messenger RNA. The record is from the annotation of a GenBank genome assembly. Lineage: Eukaryota; Dinophyceae; Suessiales; Symbiodiniaceae.
AUGGCAAUUAUAAAGGAUGCCACAAAACAGACUUACUCAGUCAAUUGUUAUCGGAAGAUGACCCGGAUGGAGAAAGUCGCCCUUGCCUUGCAGUCCAACUUUUACGAGAUGCUGAUGGCGGUACUAUUAUGCAUCAACAUGAUGUGGAUGGCCUUGGAGAUUCAGAUCACUGGCUCCACGUCUGGCGUUGAUCUCGGCCUCUUUCAGUCGGCCAUCAUCUCGGAGAGCGACAUGUACAUCUAUGAAGACUGGCUUCAAGUCGGCGAGCUGAUCUUCACCUUCAUCUUCGCUGCGGACGUGCUGGUUCGUAUGUUCGUCCUGAAAGGCAUUUUCUGGAAGGCAUGGCUGAACUACAUCGACAUUGCCGUCUCCGUUACAAACAUUUUCGAAACAGCGAUCUCCAUGUACUCCAGCUCCACUGCAUUGCCGUUUCCACCAGUGCUCUUCCGGUUACUUCGACUUGGGAAGCUUGCAAGAGCGAUCCGGGUGGUGUCGAUGACUUCGGUGCUAGCUUCUCUCCAGCUUCUGGUAAAGUGCCUGGGAUCCAGUCGAGACAUGCUUUUCUGGAGCUUUUGCCUGCUGACCUUCGUGCAAUGCGUUGCUGGCAUGAUCCUCAGCACCCUCACCGUCGAUUUCAUCAAGGAUAAUAGUAAGCCAUCGGACGUGAGGGGCGAUGUGUUCCUGUACUAUGGCACAUUUUCGAGGACAACCCUCUCGAUGUUCGAGAUCCUCUUCGCGAAUUGGAGCCCAUGUUGCCGAAUACUGGUCGAGAACGUGAGUGAAUGGUUCUCGGUUUUCUUCCUCCUCUACAGGUGUGUACUUGGCUUUGCCAUUCUCAACGUGGUCAACUCCGUGUUUGUGCAGCAGACGAUGAAGACCGCCAGUUCCGACGAGGAGCUGGCAUUCAAGCAGAAGCAGCGUGAUGCCGAGCUCUACACCAAGAAGGUGCGUAAGCUCUUCCAGACGAUGGAUGCCAGCGGAGAUGGGGCCAUCAACUUGGAGGAGUUCGCAAAGCUCGUGCAGUCACCGAAGCUCCGAUUCUGGAUGAGCCAGUUGGAGUUGGAGUACCAUGAUCUCUUGAGCCUUUUCGAAUUCUUAGAUAAUGGAGAUGGGCAGAUCACGCGGCCCGGAGCGGUUCAGGGGCUCCGCAGGAUUUCUGUUUCAUUCAUGCUUAUGCGAAAUAUAUAA